Molecule: messenger RNA, 2445 nt
Organism: Ylistrum balloti
Lineage: Eukaryota; Metazoa; Mollusca; Bivalvia; Pectinida; Pectinidae
Exons: 7
Coding region: 1-2445 (814 amino acids)
Biological process (GO): signal transduction
Molecular function (GO): protein binding
Source: RefSeq, a predicted model, not a curated record
AUGGAUUCUCUGGUACCCAAUUUUUGUCAGGUAGGCCAGUUUGGCUUAGGACGGGCCUCUGGCCAUAAUCAUGUUGGUCAGCAUGGACAGUCUCCUGGUCAGGUGACAUACGAGGAACUGGACAGACCAGCCAAGGAGUUAGCAUUAGAUGUCUUAUACCAGCUCUCUCUGAAGCUACAGAACGUAACCAGAGGUAAUUGGGCAAGCCUUGCUGAAAUCAUGGGCUACUCUAGGGACAAGAUCGACGAAUUUGAACACCAGUCGACUGCUGAGUACAAACCACCUGGUUAUUUGGUUCUCAGAGAUUGGACAAAGCAGGAACGAGGCCGUUCUAUAUACGUCUUGUUGGAGACUUUGAAAGAAUGCGGCCGCCUGGACUGUGUCACCUUUUUGGAACAGAAGAUAAAAAAUUUAGUCUCCAUGAAGCUUCACCUGAAAAUAAUAGAUGAAACUAUAUCGUCUGACAUGGCCAAGCCCUAUUUCCUGACCGUGCCCACCCGUUGCCAAGCGACGCUCAAGGAGAGUCUGGAGAAUGUCUUCGGAGGCAAGCUGCAAGACUAUGAGAUACUUGCUUCAUGGACGGACAGGGCGCAUCAGUUUAAAGGUAUGCAUUUGUCUGUGCGCCGAAAGAGGCGAUCCAGGAGGGUGGUUUCGCCAACUGCUUACCUAGAAAGUCCCCAGUACCACAAUCAGGGGCAACAGAAUAAUCUGUCAGAUCCCAACGAAGACGUAUCGGGGAACCAGCACAUCACUUGUCAGGACAACACGAUAAAGUCGGGAGAGAGAAACAUUCCAAGAGUGAGUUCGCGUGACCAACGGGAAGAUUCCACAAUAGUACAAAAUGUACAGAGCUUUUCAGUGAAUCAAAAAAGAUGUUGUCCCGAAAAUUGUCCCGGUCACAAAGGAUAUGUUUCGGAAGAAUGCAUGUACUGCGGAAAAUUUAAAACAUUUUCACAGAAAAUAGUUCACUCAGUGUCUCAUAAAGAGGCCGAUAACGGAGCUGUACGGAUAAUUGAGUCCGGAUUUCACUGUCGUAGUUGUACAUGUGACCUAUCGGUGAUUGGAGGCGUGGCCUGCUCAAGCAUAGAACGGCCUCCGAUGAAGUCAAACAUGCCAGAUAUGGCAUGCGAUAUCGCCAGGACAGAAAGUGAGAUCGUCAAGCGAAAAUUGAUUGACGAUUCAGAAAAUGUCGUGUCGUCUACAACAGAUAUGGACGUGAACAAAAAAGUGAUAAAUAGCGAAGCAGACACGAACAAAACAUUCGGAUAUAAUCUCUUUCCAAACGAGUCGUCAAUGGUUGAGCAUUGCGAUGAUGGUUUUGUUGACAAUCUAUCGGAAGAGACAUUUGUAAAGGCACCUUACCAUAGUCAGGUACAAUGCACAGUGAGCGUCGUCACCAAAAAUAUUACAAUGGAGAAUGAUGCUACGAAUGUGAUGGAAGCUCCUCAUCAUGGCAUGGUUCGCUCCACUUCUGAUUCGGCAGCGCCUUACCAAAGUUUGAAUAGGGAAACCAUGACUUAUAAAGAAACAAGCAAAGAACGAUUUACGUUCGAUAAUGUACAUAUGAUACAAGGACAUAACCUUGGAACUAUCGCGGAUAUGUUUACUUGGCAGCAUAAAAGUCCUAUAGAGCACUGUGAUAUUGAGGAUGUUGUUAAUAAUGGCAAACGUGAAAUGUUGGCUUCAGAUCUGGAUAGACUUCAACAGCCAACUCCUAACAUACACCAACACAAAGAACACGUGACUCUAGAAACACGUGUACCUGAUAUUUUCAGUGAUAGUGAUGUACCGUUUCAUAGCAACCUUCACGAAACGACAAAAAAGGACAUCAACGAAGGCAAUAUUGGUGCUGAACCUAUACGGGUACAGGCAGUACCUCCGCUACCGACCAGAAAGGCAGACAGGUGUCACCAAAUCUCGCCUAAUCGCCAGGACACCCCUCCAUCCUUACCGCCACGUAACACCAGGCCGACCCCAUACCCAAGCAGCAGGUCUGGAGGCGCAGAUUCAAAGUUCAUACAUUUGAACGAAGCGUUAUGUCGAUAUCCAGAAUGGAGUCCAAGGGAGAAUGAAAACACGGUGGAGAGUAAAAUGAGUCGUUUCAUGAAUUCUGAUGGACAUUAUCUGUUGUGGUAUAUGGCCUUGAAGAAGACGCUUGUACUCAGUGUGAGUCAUCUGAGAAAGUUGAUCCACUACGCUAUAUACGUAACGCAGGAGAACGGACAUUUAUCAUAUUUCAUUUUCGAAGGUGAGAUGUUUCCAGAUCUCCACGCACUCUUAAACCACUACAAACACUAUGGUCUCAGACCUCAGUCUCUACAGGGCUGUCAUUCUAACGAUUUUCUGCGACAACAAAAUCUAAGAGGCAGCCGACAGAUAGCGCGGUUGUCACAUGUACAGUUGCUGCAUCCAGUCAUUCUAACAAGAAGUCGCACAAGUGUUUAA